Entelurus aequoreus (snake pipefish) is the source of this 4008-nucleotide messenger RNA. RefSeq names its product adapter molecule crk-like. Gene Ontology annotation, molecular function: protein binding. Bases 327 to 1283 code for a protein of 318 amino acids. The transcript has 3 exons. The record is from RefSeq and is a predicted model, not a curated record. Lineage: Eukaryota; Metazoa; Chordata; Actinopteri; Syngnathiformes; Syngnathidae.
AUUGACCAGGCAUCCCUUCCGGUAGAUGAGGUCAACUUUUCCCCCAGAUCCGCCAUUUCAGUCCCGGAGUUUCUUGUUGCACAUUAUUCUGGGAUUCCGGCGUCAAUUAAUGACCAAAAACACUUGUCUAUGAAUGUCUGACUGGGCUACGACAACAUAUAAACCCUCGGCGCCUCGACGUUGUUCGUGAAAACCGCCUCAGGUCGAUAUAUUACACUUUUUUUUUCAAAAUAUAUAUUCGGGGGUUGGAAAGUCACCGACCCAAAGUUUUUGUAUGAGUUGCGGCUAAGGAGAGGCCUAAAGCCUCGGGCGGGAAUCGUUCAGCCAUGGCGGGUCAUUUUGACGCCGAGGACCGGGGGAGUUGGUUCUGGGGGAGGCUACGCCGCCAGGAAGCCGUGUCUCUCCUACAAGGGCAGCGGCAUGGCGUGUUCCUGGUGAGGGACUCGAUCACCAGCCAUGGGGACUACGUGCUGUCCGUGUCGGAGAACUCCAAAGUGUCCCAUUACAUCAUCAACAGCAUCGCUAAUAAUAAUCGACUCUCCAACUCAGGUUUGCCUUCUCCACGGUUUCGGAUCGGGGAUCAGGAGUUUGACGCCCUGCCGUCCCUGCUGGAGUUUUACAAGAUCCACUACCUGGACACCACCACCCUCAUAGAACCCAUCAGCAAAUCCAAGAACUCUGCAUUCGUCAGUGCCUCCCCCGCCGGCGCACCUCAGCAGCCCGAGGAGGCGGAGUUUGUCCGGGCGCUCUUUGACUUCUUGGGCAACGACGACGAGGACCUGCCCUUCCGCAAGGGCGACAUCCUGCGCGUGCUGGAAAAGCCAGAGGAGCAGUGGUGGAACGCCGCCAACCAGGAGGGCCGCGCCGGGAUGAUUCCCGUACCCUACGUGGAGAAGUACCGGCCCGCCUCGCCCACCGCCGCCGCCCUGUGUGCCUCUUUUGUAGGGAUGGGACAAGGGGUUGUCGCUGCGGUGGCUAGCGCGGACGAAACGGGGGCCUCGCCGGGCAACGCUCUGGGUGACCCGGGCCAGUACGCCCAGCCCGUGGUCAGCACCCAGCUUCCCAACCUACAGAACGGGCCCGUCUACGCCCGGGCCGUACAGAAAAGAGUGCCCAACGCCUACGACAAGACGGCGCUCGCUCUGGAGGUGGGCGACAUGGUGAAAGUGACCAAGAUCAACGUGAACGGCCAGUGGGAGGGCGAGUGCAAGGGCAAGCGAGGCCACUUCCCCUUCACUCACGUCCGACUGUUGGAACAGCACCACCCCGACGACGAGAGCUGAGAGACGCUUUCACGAGUCGCGGUGGGUUCGGUGGAGAAAGAGCAAAACCGGAAUCUCCAGAAGCACACACACACAACACACAACUACAAACAAAGCAAAUCUACCAGCUAAACUUGUCCUGGACCCCCUGGGGGCCGAGGCAAAGGCAUGUCGGAAGAGUUUAAAUUAAAUUUUAUGAUGGACGCCGGACUUGAGCUACUCCAGAAGAGAAAUCAUGAAAAUAUUCAGUCAGUCAAACCCAAAUAAGACAAUAACAUUACUUUUUGUAUGUGUUUUUAUUGAUAAGGUAUAUAAUGACUUUUUUCCCUUCUGUUUUUUCAGGUUUUUAGUUAGGAUUUUUUAUUUUUUUUUAAUCCCGCGACAUUAAUCCAAAAGUACAGUAGGGAAGGGAUUCAUAUAGCUCCGUUCCUGGGUGGAGAGAAAGACUGGGGGGGUUAUUCAUUUUGCAAUGAAGUCUCGCUGAAAAUGAUGGAAAGCGCCACUUUACAUAGCAACGGAUGCCGUGGUCAAAGUUGGAAUUGCCACAAAACACGUUUUAAGAUACACUCCACUGCCAUCUGGCGGCUGACGUGGAUAGUGCAACCCCCCGGUCCGUCACGUUUCAUGUGUCAGGUAAACCGCGACGACUGGGGCCGUAUGAAUCCCCGUCCUACUGUAAAUGUUUACACCUUUGGCUUAAAGAUGGGCACAAUAGUUGAUUCAUUGGUCGGAAAGAAUUCUGUUGAUUGUGUGGAAAUGAUUGAUAAGGCAGUUGGAAUGGAGUGCACAGCCUGGCUUCCACCAGCAGGGGCGCCACGGAGCCACCUAAACAGCCUCUCCUUUGGAAAAAUGUUGACUGUUUUUAAGCGUCAUAAUGUUCCGAAAGUGCGACGUCAACGGGCCGCAACCUUGGCGUCUCGAACAUUUUACAAGAAAUUGUUGACUUUCCUUCCAGUUCAAAGGCUAGUUUACGAGUCGGGUGAGCCCAUAUUUGAAGGGCCACACUACAAAAACUAUUUUGGUCCCCCGUGGCAUACUCAUCGUAUUAAAUUGUUGAAACAAACAGCAUUUUUAAAAUUAUUAUUAAGUGUUCGGCUGGACUGCUACUGCAUUAAGACAACAUAUUUUUUGACUUGUCCUCAGAGUAGCUAACUUCUUAUGAACUGAAGUCACGGUCUGACCACAACAAAAGUAAAAGUUCUGCUUUGCAAAAGGCUUCAAAAUGUCGACAAGUUGGAUUCUGUGUGUAAUGCAGCUGGAACUGGUUUGUCAGCAUGUCUAGCAUUGCUUGCAGUGAAACAUUCGCAUAGGACUACAACUGACUAGCCAGGCUGUGUUGCUUUAAAAUCUUUUCAUUUUUAAUUCAGUGAACGUUGAGCCAAAUUUAUCCCAUCGCACCUUUUUUAAUGUCCAAUCUGCUCGGUGCCAAUCACCAAAACGAUGCUUAUUAUCAAGCUCUAAUUGCUAUUAGCUUGAACUACACAUGGAUUCAUGUUAAUUCCUCGACAUUUCAUGUUACUCCAAGUCGGAGUAUUUGUUUGAAGGGGUCUUACGGCCGCACUGGAAGAAAAGAAAAUCACAGUUUUGCAAGUAUAAAGUCAUAAGUACAAGAUACAUUUUGUAAGCAAUAUUAUUGCAUGACAAUAAAGUUGCAGGGUUUGUUUUUUUUUAGAGGAAAAAGAAAAUAUCUGAAUAACAUUGUAAUUUUACAAAGAAAAAAAUCUUGAUUUUGCAGUCAAAAAAAAAAACAUUUGUAGUUUUAUGACUCGUGUGAAGAGAUAAUGUUACUGUUAAAAAAACAGGAUGAUAAUAUAAUGUCAAUUUUUGAGGAUAUGGGCUACCAUAGGGAUGUACCGUAUUUUUCGGACUAUAAGUCGCUCCGGAGUAUAAGUCGCACCGACCGAAAAUGCAUAAUAAAGAAGGAAAAAAACAUAUAUAAGUCGCACUGGAGUAUAAGUUGCAUUUUUGGGGGAAAUUUAUUUGAUAAAACCCAACACCAAGAAUAGACAUUUGAAAGGCAAUUUAAAAUAAAUAAAGAAUAGUGAACAACAGGCUGAAUAAGUGUACGUUAUAUGAGGCAUAAAUAACCAACUGGGAACGUGCCUGGUAUGUUAACGUAACAUAUUAUGGUAAGACUCAUUCAAAUAACUAUAACAUAUAGAACAUGCUAUACGUUUACCAAACAAUCUGUCACUCCUAAUCGCUAAAUCCCAUGAAAUCUUAUACGUCUAGUCUCUUACGUGGAUGAGCUAAAUAAUAUUAUUUGAUAUUUUACGGUAAUGUGUUAAUAAUUUCACACAUAAGUCGCUCCUGAGUAUAAGUCGCACACCCCCGGGCCAAACUAUGAAAAAAACUGCGACUUGUAGUCCGAAAAAUACGGUAACAAUAUGAGAAUUUCAUAUCACGGUGAUUGUGACCAGAAUUAUAGGAUAGAAUAGGAGACUUUAUUUAUCCGAAUGUGGGGAAAUAACAUUCAAAACACACGAAACAAGAGGGAAAAGACAUUACAACAGCACAGAGCUGAUGCAGCUCGCUGCCAUUUUAACAUACAGCUACAAAACAUUACAUUUUAAAUGUAUUGUGUAACUUUACAAAGGAAAAACAUGAGAUCAAUUUAUUGUAGACACAAAAAUAUAGUUGCAUCAUGUCUUGCACUAUCACAACUUUUUUCUCGUAUGAUUAAGGUUUGUUUCUUUAUUACUAUAAAUAAUACUUUUUUGUCAUGUUUUUAUUAAAAAAAAGACAA